Molecule: messenger RNA, 1251 nt
Organism: Bombyx mori (domestic silkworm)
Lineage: Eukaryota; Metazoa; Arthropoda; Insecta; Lepidoptera; Bombycidae
Product: sterile alpha motif domain-containing protein 1-like
Exons: 1
Coding region: 1-1251 (416 amino acids)
Source: RefSeq, a predicted model, not a curated record
AUGCGCUCUGCGCUCGCCAGCGACUCGGGUGCAAUCAACCCCACCAGACCAUCGGUGGGGAAAAAGAGGGGGCGAAGAAAAACCCCAUUGCCAACUUCCAAUGACGGCAGCGCGUCAUCUUCCGGUACUGAGGUGCCGGAAAAGACGAUGGCCAUCGAGGAGGUGACUCCGGUGGUUUCGGGGUCUGCUGCUGCGUCGGAAGACGCGAUGCCUGCUCCCCAGUGGGCACCAGUAAGGAGGAGGGGCGCGGUGUCAGCGGCGACGUCGGUGGAGUCGAUGUCGACGUCGGCUGCGUCCCUGGCUAGUGGGGACGAGACGUUCCGGGACCUCGACCUUGCGCUUGUUAAUUUGGGUAAGCUGCUGUCGACUGUGGCUGCUAAGGGCGCCGAGCCAGGCAGCAGUUAUUGGAAAAGGCUCCGGGAGGCAGCCGCUAUGGUUAAAACGAGGCUGAUCCCCACCAUGUCCAAGCUCCAUGACUUGGUAGCGAGCCGAGAGGUGGAGAGCAAAGGUCACGUCUCUCAGUUUGACUCCAGAGAGAGUCGCAUCCCGGGAGACACCCUGGCCUUGCGGGGAGCGACUCCCCUGUUGCCGAGGCCCGCGCUGGCACGCGCUGGGCCCCCCGCGGGGGCGAUGGAUACUACUGUGCACUUGCGGUCCGCGAUGAGUGUGGUGGCACCCAUGCCAGAGCCCACCUCCGAGGCCCCUGUUCCGCUGGCGCCUACUCCUGCGAUCCCUCGCCCUCCACGAAGGGUUGAGCUAAGGCCUGCGCCACCUCCGCGGAUAUCGGCCGCCCCUGCAUCUGCACGUAGAGGAAAGAUAAACCCUACGCCAGCGCGGGCUGAGGACAUCCGUUCGCCACUGGCGAGGAUGGUGGAUGAGAGGCCAGCGCUACCGCGGCCCAGGCCUGCAGAGCCGCCUCUUUCGCCCUCGCGUGCUGCGGGGUCACAGAGGCCAUACAACAUGGCUGCUGGGACGGAAGAAGUAGACAACUCCCUCCCAAGCAGAGAGGAAUGGUGGCCUGCAUUUCGCGGGCGGUGGCGGUUGAGGUUAGCAAGCACUUUGCCAGCCUCGAGAAGAUACUCCGCUCCUCCAUUGGCUCCGGGGACUGUGUCCCGGCGCCAACAAACGCCGCCGUCCCGCGGGGCCAGGCCGCCCGGCCGACCUCCACCCCCACCUCAUCCACAAGGUUGGCACGACGUGGAGGCCGCAAUCAAAAUAACAGGGGUACGGGUGCCCAGAAUCCUGCCCUGA